Molecule: messenger RNA, 6587 nt
Organism: Bursaphelenchus xylophilus (pine wood nematode)
Lineage: Eukaryota; Metazoa; Nematoda; Chromadorea; Rhabditida; Aphelenchoididae
Source: the annotation of a GenBank genome assembly
AUGCCUUGGUUGACUGAUAUAGGAGGAUCCAAUGAACCCAUAACGUUGUGUAGGGUAAGAAUAACUUUAGGCAUUUUCUAUAGCCGGGAAAGAGGAUUCGAGAUAUAAAGAAUAGUCUGAAAGCGCUGAAAGUAAUCGCAGCUUAUAUUUAAAGACCGCGGAAAGGCGUCGGAAAAUUCACACGGAGAUGGGGCUACUGAAUGGACGUACUCCCCCAAACAAUAUCCACUGAAUGAGUGGGGCCCAAAAAAGGAAAGUUUCGAAAUAGCGCUGAUUUUUCGACCUUUUAUGGCCCUGGAAUUUAAAUAAUAACGUCGGAUCUCAGAAAAAAAUUUGAAACAGUGGAUCAACAGAUCUUCGGCCUCGUGACAUGCUAGCGCUCUUUGAACCACACAGACCGCCGUGCAACUCAAAGCACGGCGCGGUCUUAUGUUACUCUACAACCUGCGUAUUCGGUUGCCAAUGUGCGGAAGUAAAGGGCAAAUAGUACCAUAACAGGGGGUUUUGGAAAAAAAUAUUUUGGAAAGAAAAGGAAUUUUGGGGGAUCCUUUAUUAGCAGAGCUGUAAUUGAAGACUGCAGAAAUGGCAGUGAUGUGUACCAAACUCCAAACUUUAAUGGCAAAAUCUUACGCUGACCUCUUUAAUGUAGCCUCUAAAAAACCACAUGAGCUCCUGAGGUCGAUACGGUAUGAUGGAUGUAAAUUAUAACCUAAAAGGAGCCUCCAGUCGUAGAAGAAGGGAGGAUCUAUCUCAGCCUGUCCUAAAAUUGCUCAACUGGAGCUAUGCCUCUAAAACGACCCAUUCCUUAUAUAGCUGUCACAUCGGUCACAGCUCCCGCCCGAUUCAUUUCCCAUUCUGACUUUUCGCCGCCGCCAAAUAGCGUGUAAUUCGCGUACCUGUGCCUCGACUUUGCAGAACGGCCCACAUGAUGACCUAAACCAAACAAGAGCAAUUUUCCGGGUUUCAGGUCAGCAGUCAGCGGCGUGGCUCAAAUUACUCGCAUCAUUAUGACGUGCAACCUAGGUGAAAAUUGGCGUUCCAGUUCAUGAUGACGGCAUGCCGAGCCGUAAAUAGUCCCAACGACUAUGGUGUCCAUGCCGGAUUCGGCUCUACGAGAAUAGUGUGAGAAAAUGGGCGAUUACAAUGGCCGCGAUACGAACUCGAAAGCAGUCGGGUCACUUUGGGGCACAAUAUGGUCGUAUAUAAAUGACAAUAAAGACAAUGGAUGAGAGGUCGAAAAUAGAUCAACUGUAGUAAUGUAGCUUUCAAUUUUUCUUUUUUUUCAUUUGAGUUCAGUUAUUUUGAGCUGAAACACUGUAUCCUUAGAGUAGUUUAGAACAAAAAUUAUCUAUUUACAUAGAUUGUAACAGCAAGCAUAAGAACGCAAGACAAAUAUGAUUGAAAAUUUCCUAUACGGAGCCAACAUGGUACCUGUCUGGAAAAAGGUAUUCCAAAUCCCUAAACUUUUUUAUUUCCGAAAAUUACUGGCUUUUUAUGGCGAGACCUUGGAAGCCAGCCAGGGUACUGCUGGGGUAUCAUAAGCACUGUAGGUUUCACAUAAAAUUUGCAGAAAUAUUGGGCUUUGCAACCGAGAUAUAUAGACAUCUAUGAGAGAUUCCGGAUAGAUCCACAAUAUGCCAAAACUUUUUGAGGUGCAAAUAAUCCACCCCCACUGAACCGUUCACAAAAAGUUUUAUCCUGACUUGAACUUCUCACGUUGGAGGACAAAAAAUUCGACAUUUAGUAAACUCGUGUCCGAGCUUCACGGCCGAAAGAAAUUUGAAUUUACCCGGAACCCCUCUUAUAUGUAUUGAACGAUCUUUGCUGCAGUGAGAGUAGUGAAACACGAAGAGCGGCCAUAGGAAAAAAAUACUCUUUGAAAAAUUUUUUCGGUUCUGUGGUGAAAAAUUUAUUUUUUUAACGACCACUCUGGAUGUUGGUAUAAAAAAAUUUCUGAGCAACAUAAAAAUCUCGCAGAUAUUUUACAGAAGCCUAAUAUAAAUGUGCUCAAAGUUUUAUGAAAAUCUGAGCGAGCGCUUCAAGAACUUCCCUUGCUAAUGUACUUCCACAUUCUUUGGUCACUCACAAUUUUAACAACCGCCCGAGAUGCCCAUUUUUUUGCCUUGGGAGCCAUCGUAUACACCUCGUGGCAAGAAAAGCACCUUAAACCUAAAAUGUAGGGUUUGCGAGGUUUUGACGCCGGGUUUUUGAGCCAAAUACAUCAUUUCUUGGUCGUCAUCUGAUCCGAAAUUAUACGCUUUUGAAUUUUCUCUUUCUCUGCAUUGUAUACCACCUACACUCAACCCGCGGAACAGCUUAUACAUACUAAAUGGACGUGUUGAUAAUACAAAUCAAGAAAACCUUAAACAUUUAAGGUCAAAUUUUCGUGAGACGGUAGCGCUCUUUUAAGCAGUUAAAACUCGAACUCGGCGUGAGUCUUCUUCUAAUAAAACCACACGUGUUAUUUGUGGAUUCAAUUUAGCUAAGAAUAGUGAGGAUAUUGAAGGAUUCAUCACGUCAAGCGUAAAGUUCAUCUAGUUUCAAAUUCUUUAGUCUUGCCGUGAGAAAGAUAAUAUAAGUAAAAUGGAGACAGACGGCUUCAAUGCGCUCCGUUGUUAUAAGAAAAUCAAACAACAAAAGUUUGGGUGGAAGAUCACUUCCGCAUGCGUUGUAUACGUACAUAUAGGGAAGGUGAAAAGGCGAUGCCCUUAGGACAAAAAUGCAAAGCAAAGAUUUUUAGGUUCAGUGAAACCUCGAAAGAAAUGUGUCCCAAGUACGAAGCUCAGUUUUUUAUUGCAAAAAAUGGCUGCUUUUUUAUGGCAAGAUAAAUAUUAGAAGCCAAACAGGGAGAUAUCCAAAGUGCGACGUUCAGAGUUUAAGCUGACUUGCACCCACUCAUAUGCGGUCAGGUUUGGGCCGCAUAUGAAUUCCUGAAAAAUUUAGCUCGCGUUAUGCAAGAGCAGCGGAGAUAUGGAACGAUUUUUAAAGCCGAAAAAGUACGAGGAAGGCAGAGAGCAGCCAUAGAGGAAAACAUUUUUUGGGCAUAUAGGGCUCGGGGUCUUUACUUUUCAUCGGCUCUGCGAAUUUGUUUUGCAAAAAGGCGUUCAGAAUUUCCGCUGAACGCCUUUUUGCAAAAUCAGUUCAAAUCGUGAACGGUUUUUGCAAUAAACCGUUCACGGUUUGAACUGGUGUCCAACCCGUUCAGAGCCGAUUGGAAAGGGGGUUCAAUGUUCGAAUUGGUUCACAAAACAUUGAACCAAUUCACUGGUUAUAAAAUUUUCAAAGGAAAAUUAACAGGUUAACGUGUUCAAAGACCUCGGUUUUUUGCACUAGUUCAGCCGACUCUGAACUAAUUCAGACGGUUUCGAAAUCUACCAAAAAAAAGAAAAAACAGGACGAAAAUUCACAAAAUGAACGGCUUUUAUCAUUUCCCGUUCACGAAAUUUCGACAGAAGAAACUGCUGAACCGAUUUUGCGAAAAAGCGUUCAGCAGGGCGUGCUGAACGCCUUUUUGCAAAACAAAUUCGCAGAGCCGAUGAAAAGUAAAGACCCCGAGCCCUAUAUCUUUUACAGUAUGGCGUCGAAAAAAUUGAACUUUUACCCUUCACAAAAGAAACAGAAGUGAAACUUUAAGCUACCUUUUCCAUCUUUCCACCCACAAACCCUCGGUCUUUUGCAAAGCGCGGCCUUCAAAAAACAUAACGAAAAAUUUUUGUGUUCCCCUCCAAUUCUGAUGUGCUGAAUUUUGGCCAAGACGCGUAAACUAAAAUUAACCUGAGAAAACAUCAUUUACCUACCAACGCGUCUUUAGCGGCAAUAGGAAAUUGCGACAAAUGCGGCUCAAAUUGCAUGAAAAGAUUUGAGAAUGGUCAUCAAUGAAACCCUAUACGAUGAGAUUGUGUACGCAUUAGACUACAACCGAAAUGUUUUUGUGGAGCUGUUGUGGAGUAUAGUCAAAGUGCAAUGUAGUUUUUGUAAAAAUUGCUUGAUUUACGUGGCCUUAGAUACAGUUAAAUUUUUUUGCAAGACAACGAGCUGCGGUAAAACGAAAGCUGCCGGCAAGGAUCAGUUUUAGGCCAAAACAAGCUGCCUCUGUUCAACAAAAGCCCUUUAUAGCAAGUCAUUUUUUUGUAACGGGCGAUUCGUUGUGCAGAAGUCUGACUAAUGUCAUCAGAAACUCAUCGUAUUUGGUAAACAACUAAAGAUUCCUUUUUCAGGUAAAAUGUGGGAUCGAAACGUCAACUCAAAACGUCGAUCAACGAUCCCUGUGGCUGGUCUCAGCUCCCUGCCGACUCGAUCAGCGAGCUAUAUCCGCGCCGUCGGUUCAGCGUUGUGCGGAAGGUAAGGACUUCCCACCGGGAUCAAUAAAAUUCUGCUACCCUAUAAGCAAAAAUUUCCUAGCCCACGCUUUCAUAGCCAGAAAAAUGCUAUUAAUAGAACUGUUAUUCGAAGUCAACCACUCCAGAAGGGAGUACUACGAAUUACAGAGGAAAUCAUUUAACCACAUCGACUAUUAUACAUAUCGGCAUGACCUUAUUAUAAAACGCCCAAAUUUACGCUGUUAUAAACAUCGAAAUGGCCGGCACAAAUUAUAUUUUCCGAGUAGUACGAAUAAUCGAAAUCCUCGCUCUCACGGCUUUCCUUUGACCUUUACAUACAUGGAACGGCAAACAGAAAGCAUUACUUUAAGUCUGUCGGGAAAAUAAUGAGCGCUCUGAAGUAAAAAUCAAACUGCUUUUCACUUCAGCCACCACAAGCAGUAGGACAAUUGAUGAUGAAAAAUACGUAUUGUUAUAGCUCAAGACAUGCUAACUAGUCAUGUUUUCGAAGUGUACUUGUAAACGAGAAAUGAAGUCUGUUCCAAUUUUUUUUAUGUUCGCAAGCUCCCAGUUUACCUUUAUUCACACCAGACAUAAGUUCUCCGUAUUACCGCUGUGAGUGUUUUUCUCAAUGUUUUGGAGCCCAAACCGCAGUGCUUCCCGGAACUGUGGAUAUUUGAGUAGAAUGAAAAGCAAAAGUCAUUGUAAAAAAAAGAAUUUCGUUGCCGUUACCGACAAAUUUUUUACCGUAAAAAUGCUCAUGUCAGGGUUGCCCAGGGUUCAUCCUUCUCGAUUUUAGGUUCCAGUAAAUGUCAUAUUCACCAUUUUUUCACUCAUGAAUUUGCGUCAUUUGACUUGCUUUUGACACUGCGACCGUCAUUUGACCUUCCAUUUCAAGUAAUUGAACAAAAGUUUAUAUCCUGCGUAGACUUCCGAGCUCACGUUGAUAUGAUGCGUAUUCCGAGUUGUUUGCACGGUUGGUUAAACUGUUCUCGUAUAUCCCAUAUCUGGCAUUUUGGCGUACGGUAAAGUGGCGUCGGAUGACCCGUUGAGCUUUUGAGUGUGUAAACCUUGCAGAAACAUUGUCGAUAAAUCUCGAAGUAGUUAAAAAUCACAAUAGCAAUAGCUAUUUUGUAUUAAUUCCGUGUUAAUGUUAUGCCCUCACUUUUAGGUCAAUGUUCGUCCAGUCAUCAAUUUUACAUCAUCGCCAUCAUUCUUGUAGUCCUUUGCGCAGUAACUACGGCCGCUUGGCUUAUCGCAUGCUGGAAUCGACCAAAGGUGAGUGAAACUUCAAGGCAAUUCAGCAAUAAUCUUGUCUUUUCCAGAUGAAGCACAUCAAAUCCUGGAUCAACGGUUUUUCAAGGCCAGAACGUCUAACAGACAACUAUAGCUCAAGCAGGACAUGCACAACUUUACCGGUACCGACAGCUCUUCACAGCAGUAUGAAAAAGCAGGCGCCAUUGAUUAAUACGUAAGGAAUGCAAGGAUUAAAACCAAGACUUUCAUUUUCAGGCUUGUCGGGUCAGUUGAUCACUCAUUAGACGCCCCAAAUCUGGACGAUCUUCUGAGAGAGCGUGCUGAAACCAAAAAACGCCUGGACAUGGACGAAGUGUCCGAUUCAAGUUUGAAAAAACCCGCCGCUACCAUGCCCACGUACUCUAUUUUCAAGUCGAUCGACUCAAAUGUAAUUCAAUUCCCCUCACUUGACGAUCUCCCUGAACCCCCGCACAUAACUGUCGGAGAAAUUCAUGAGCUGAAUAGGGCGCUAAACGCGCCCAGGCUGCUUGAGCCUCGUCCUCUGCAACGAACGACCACCGCGAACAGCGUGAACAGUGUGGGAACGACUCGAACAAUUGAUCCGAUUCAAAGAAGAGCCAGCAUUGCGUCGACGGUCGACUUUCGGCCGCCGGUUUUCUUGAAGAACUUGCUGAGUAAGUUGAUGGCUUAAUUUGUGUCUAGCGGGUGGUAAGAUGUCGAGUCAAGCGCAUUUCGCAAAAUUAAAGUAUCAUUUCGAAUAGCAGUUAACAAUUUUCAGACCUCCCAAAGCCAACAUCCAAAAUCUCCUUUUCUCCAGACCCUCUAAAGUUAUUCUCCCGACUCUCCACCGCAUCCAGCUCUUCCUCUCUUGACAUUACGUCAAGCGGAGAUCAAAAGCUCUACUCGAUUCUGCAAGAUCUCCGGAAGAGUACCGCCCAAAAGGAGGCCGAAAUCGCCAAGACAGCGGCAGAAAAUGACACAAAAUGGCUGAAAUUGCUAUCAAACAACUGA